AAAUUUUGACCCCUGCACGGCCGACGCGAGUCUCAAGAAAUUCCACGCGCUUUGCAUGAGAACAAAGAAGAGCUCUAAAUCUACCACCAAGAUACGAAAAGAUCCAUUUUAAGCUCGACCAGUUUCUCUCAUCCUGAAAGAAUCUUGCAACACGUUCCCAGUGAUCUCCGUACAGCGUUCUCAAAGAUGCAGGCCCCGGUGCUGGUUAUGAACACCCAGAGUGGUGAGAGACAAACCGGAAGAAAAGCUCAGCUCUCCAACAUCACAGCAGCAAAAACCGUCGCAGACAUCAUCCGAUCAUGUUUAGGACCGAAGGCUAUGCUGAAGAUGCUGCUAGAUCCUAUGGGAGGCAUCGUGUUGACAAAUGACGGUCAUGCCAUCCUUCGAGAAAUCGAAGUCUCGCAUCCGGCCGCAAAGAGCAUGAUCGAGCUCAGCAGAACACAAGACGAGGAAGUUGGAGAUGGAACUACGACAGUCAUCAUUCUUGCUGGUGAGAUACUUGCGCAAGCGCUGCCACAAUUAGAGCGAAACAUCCACCCUGUUGUGAUCAUCUCCGCCUUCAAGCACGCCCUUAAAGAUGCCCUCGAGAUUAUCGACGAGAUCUCCCUCCCUGUCGACAUCGACGACGACCAAGCCAUGUACCAGCUGAUAUCCUCCUCCAUCGGCACGAAGUUCGUCUCGAGAUGGUCAGAACUGAUGUGCAAUCUCGCUCUCAAAGCUGUACGAACUGUAACAUUCGACAUCGGUGGUGGCAAGAAGGAAGUCGAUAUCAAGCGUUACGCAAGAGUUGAGAAGGUCCCAGGUGGUGAGAUUGAAGACAGCAGAGUUUUGGACGGUGUUAUGCUCAACAAGGAUAUUACACAUCCUAAGAUGAGAAGACGGAUAGAAAAUCCUAGAAUUGUGCUGUUAGAUUGCACGCUGGAGUACAAGAAGGGAGAAUCUCAGACGAAUAUUGAGAUCAGCAAGGAGGAGGACUGGAAUAAGAUUUUACAGAUUGAGGAGGAGCAGGUUAAGCUUAUGUGUGAUGCUAUUCUGGCUGUCAAGCCGGAUUUGGUCAUCACUGAGAAGGGAGUCUCUGAUCUCGCCCAACAUUACCUGAUGAAGGGCAACAUUACUGCCCUACGCCGAGUCCGCAAGACAGACAACAACAGAAUAGCCCGUGCCGUCGGUGCCACCGUUGUAAACCGAGUCGACGACCUCACAGAAGCAGAUGUAGGAACCCAAUGCGGACUUUUCGAAAUCGAGAAGAUUGGUGACGAGUACUUCACUUUCCUGACCAAGUGCAAAUCUCCCAAGGCAUGCACUAUUCUCCUGAGAGGUCCAUCAAAAGACAUCUUGAACGAGAUUGACCGAAAUUUGGCGGAUGCUAUGGCUGUUGCGAGGAACGUCAUGUUCCACCCAAGGCUUUCACCGGGCGGUGGAGCUACGGAAAUGGCUGUUGCUGUCAGAUUAGGGCAGUUGGCAAAGAGCAUUGAGGGUGUUCAGCAGUGGCCAUACAAGGCUGUUGCUGAGGCUAUGGAAGUCAUCCCGAGAACUCUUAUCCAGAAUGCCGGUGCCAGCCCUGUCAGAGUUCUCACUGCCCUGAGAGCCAAGCACGCAGAAGGUGGAAGCACCUGGGGUAUUGAUGGUGACACUGGAAAGCUUGUGGACAUGAAGGAAUAUGGUGUUUGGGAGCCGGAGGCAGUCAAAUUGCAAAGUAUCAAGACCGCAAUUGAGUCCGCCUGCCUGCUUCUGAGAGUAGACGAUAUCUGUAGUGCAAAGGCUGCAAGACAAGCUGGAGGCGGCGGUGCUCCCGGCACUGGGGAGGAAUAGAUAGUCCUUGUAUCAUAGCAUAGAGCUCAAGGCCAAUGCAUGUGAGAAUUUCAUGCCAGUGUCGUCUGCUUGUUCUCCUUAACCCUCCUUAGAUGGUUUCAAAAUCGUCGAGCUCCUUUCCAAGUCAUAACGUCAAGGUCCUCAAUCAUCAUCGUGAAUCACAAUCCCAGCCUCCUCACUCACUACACCAGCCAUUCCCUCCCCGUCCUCGGGCCCCU
This is a messenger RNA of Hyaloscypha bicolor E, 2030 nucleotides long. RefSeq names its product T-complex protein 1 gamma subunit. The transcript has 7 exons. Gene Ontology annotation, biological process: protein folding. Bases 208 to 1812 code for a protein of 534 amino acids. The record is from RefSeq and is a predicted model, not a curated record. Gene Ontology annotation, cellular component: chaperonin-containing T-complex. NCBI's taxonomy places the organism in Eukaryota, Fungi, Ascomycota, Leotiomycetes, Helotiales, Hyaloscyphaceae. Gene Ontology annotation, molecular function: ATP-dependent protein folding chaperone; ATP hydrolysis activity; ATP binding.